Anthonomus grandis grandis is the source of this 789-nucleotide messenger RNA. RefSeq lists its product as uncharacterized. NCBI's taxonomy places the organism in Eukaryota, Metazoa, Arthropoda, Insecta, Coleoptera, Curculionidae. The record is from RefSeq and is a predicted model, not a curated record. Bases 1 to 789 code for a protein of 262 amino acids. The transcript has a single exon.
AUGCCUGACACAGAUCAACCAUUGUCAUCUCAAGCCUCUGCUGUGCCCGUCCAAGCUGAUGACUCGUCCAUAAUAGCCCGGGUAGGAAUAAAAGCACCAGAAUUCUGGCGUACAGAACCGGAACUGUGGUUUCUCCGAUUAGAAGCACAGUUUCGACAAGCUAAAAUAACCGCAGACAAUUGCAAAUUCGACCAUACGGUGGCUAGUUUAAAUAGCGAGGUUCUUUCUGAGGUGGCAGACCUUCUAAGAAAUCCAACAACAGGUAGGGCCUAUGAAGACCUGAAAGCACGUCUUCUCGAUAGAUACGGCAUUGGCCCCGAUGAAAGGAUACACCGCUUAAUGGAAAUGACCUUGGGUGACCUUAAACCGACGCAGCUUAUCCAUAAAAUGCAAGCUUUAGCUCUGGGAAGUAUUAGUGCACAGGUGCUUAAAAACUUAUGGUUGGAUCGUCUACCACCACAAGUUCGAGGCGUCAUAUCCAUACUUGAUGGCGAUAUGGAGGAAUUAGCCAAAAAGGCAGAUAGUUACAUGCGUAGCGUUAGCUUUCCCGUCAUGCCGAUCAGUGAAGGCCCCGCCCUAGACAGAACAGUGGCUGCGUUAAGCGACCAGGUGAGCGCUUUAUCUAAGAAAGUAGCUGCCAAUGAGCAAACGCAACAGGCGCAACAGGUUAAAGCCUCCAACAGCUCACCCACCCACAGCCUCUGUUAUUAUCAUCAGAGAUUUGGGGCUCUAGCAAAGAAGUGCAGACCGCCAUGCACCUUUACAAAAAACGACCAAGGGGUGCAGUAG